AUGCAGGACAUGCUUGUCUCUUCCAGGGCAGACUUCGAGUCUUUCCCGCCGGCGGUACAACGAAAGUUCUUUUCCAAUGUUGAGCGUUUUCGUCUUUUGACGACCCAGCAUCCAAGCCAUCAUGCUCAACCGCGCCGCGAGUUUGCUGCGAAACAGUCGCUCUCUAUCCGCCGCCAUCCACGCGCUAGAGUUAUAACACCUUCUUCCUCUACUUCCUCUCUUAGACAUUACCAGCAGACUCAAGCCCAGCGCAAUACUCGUCAGAAGCUUCGUCUUCGUCGAAUUGCUCCUCUCACCGCUCGGGAUAACGCGGGUACUCGUCAUAAUCGUCCCCUCGAUAAUGAUCUGACUGUAGUACACGAGUACUUGCAAUGCUUUCAUUCCCUUCCUCCAAAGAUUCAAAAGACUAUAUUUUCACAAGAAGAGCGACGGCUCUUGCAGAAAACAGCUCCCAUAGCAAGCAAUAUUACCGACGCUGCUGAUCAGGCGCUUCUCAAAUUCGAAGAAAGACAUAGAGCUUCCCGCCGCCGCCAAUCGCUGCGAACUGACACGUCAAGCGACAGAUUUGUUCGCAGAGGUCGUCGUCAUUAUCGAAGAUCCAGAUCAAGUGCUUCCCCUGCAAUUCGUUCUUCAAUCCGUUCCUCAAUUCGGUCAUUUCCUUCAUCGCUUCCUUCGACUUACGCAGAAGAACCUUCUACCGACGGUAUCGGUACCCCCGAUACCAUUGCUGACCCUACCGACUCGGGAAUCGAAAUGGAAGAAUCUAUUCUUGACAGUUUCCGAUGGCUCGACGAGGACGAAGACCUCGAUCUGUCUCUGGACAGCUACCACAAAUAUGUUGCCGACACAGCAUUGUCAUCACAACACGUUCAACAACCUACCUUUCCACGACGAAUGCCUUCCCUACGCCGGACGUUGUCGUUGGCCAAAAAUCGAAAUUCAAUGAUGUUCAUGGGGAAUAGUAGCCGAGGGUUAAGUUCUAGUCAAUCUUCCACGCUUCCUUUUUCUACAGCCGGCAGCGGAGUAAGCAAUAAUCGUCCCGAUCAUCACCAGGCUAGACAUAUAUCUCAUCGGUCUACAUCUUCCAUUGACCCCGCUGCACAAUACUACCAAGACCCAGAGGCUCGAUUAAAACUGCGAGUGUACCUGGCGUCACCUCAGAAGUUUGACGAAGCAAUUGAAUUCGGGUUCCCGUCUUUGGACCACAAAGAGAAUAUCGACGCCAACAACUUGCGCCGACACAACACCAACCGAGACUCGAAACGGAUAUCACAGAUUUCUGCAUCGACUCAUGGAACUCAUGGAUGGACAUUCUUGGACGAUGAAACCACAUCUAUCGACUUGAGUCUAUUUGACCUGACCGAUCACCAACCCCAAUUCCAACAGCCGAAGAAAUCACGACGCAGUCAUGACAAGACUGCCGUAAGCUCCAACAUUCGCGAACUCACGUCGGCCAAUUCGCGAUCCUCAUCCAUAGACCCACGCCAUCGUCGCCCACAACCUCUCAAGCCUGUUGUGGGAAAUGCUAAUGGCAAUCACCACCCACAAACCGGCGGUCAUCGUCGUGAGAUGACUUUGAAAAUGACACUCACCAGACCCGAUCUACGAACAGCCGGUGACUCCGGUCCGUACGGUCAUGAUCAACACGACGAUCCUCUGCGGUUGGCAGAGUUGCCGCCUGCAGAUGAAUCGUGUAAUAUUUGGGACGACAUCCCUGAAGAGAGAGGAGUCGUCAAAAAGAUGUGGCGUAAACUUCGCUAUUGGAGGGAUUGA
Molecule: messenger RNA, 1773 nt
Organism: Talaromyces marneffei
Lineage: Eukaryota; Fungi; Ascomycota; Eurotiomycetes; Eurotiales; Trichocomaceae
Exons: 2
Coding region: 1-1773 (590 amino acids)
Source: RefSeq, a predicted model, not a curated record